AACACUCUUAAAGUCUUUUUAAAACAUGCUUUAGUAAAGUUGACUUCCCUAAGGUAGCGAUUUUUGCUCAGAAGUUCGCAAAUCGCAUUUAAACGUUUCUUCGACUUAAAAAGCCGGUUCAGAACACAAACCUUCGUCGGGAUUCGGAGUUUCUAACUAAUCAGUCCUGAAAGUGACUUGGAAUUCAUGGUACCGUUCUAACGAAACUUCUUGCAUUUUGGGAAGGAGGUGAUGCCCUGUCGCUUUCUUGAAUACGGCCGGUGUCGCGCUGUACACUGCGGCUAUUCGUCUUGUCCGCUUUGUCCUUUAAGCUUUUUGUUUUGACUCUUCGCUGAUUCGACUAGCGCUACAUCCUGACAGGAUUCUUCGUGUUUACGUUGUACUUAAAAUGUUUAUCUUUCGCUGUUUCGUUUUUCGGAGAUACUUGUUGCAGCAUGAAGUUGUGUCAUCGUCGUGUGUACAUCUUACUCUUUGACAGCUUAAUCCGUGGUUGGUGUCUUGCAGCGUUGUUUUGCCAUUUGUUGCGCUUCACUGUACGUGCCGCAGAGCUGACGGCGGCGAGCGAGCGAUCAGAAAGGCCGGGGACCGGACUUGGUCUGCUGCGGAGGUCCAAAUAUCCAUCGGAACUGCUCAUGAUGAAUUUGAUAGUAGCGGUAGUAUGAUCGAUAUUGUCCAUCUGAUUAUAGUGAGCGUGACCAGCUAAAGAAGAGAAAAACGCAUCAUGGAUACCAAAGACGGAUGGACUUUUGGGUUGCUGCUUUCCAUUUUAAUCGUGUUGUCGGAACCGGACUCAAUUGUUGGUGCCCAAGCCUUGAAUGGGACACACGAGGGCGCUGUUCUGGAUUCUGGAAGGGCACCUUUGAUCACCUCUAGGAUCCAUCAGAUUAUUGCCCGGGAAGGCAAUAGUGCCUUGAUAGACUGUAAUGUAACAGGGGACCCAAUCCCUCAUUUUCAGUGGUACAACUCGAAUGGUAACUUAUUGGAUUCCGGGGAAAAUGGAAAGUGGUGGAUUUUAGACAAUGGAAUCCUAAAUAUCACCAGCAUCACUUUUGAUGAUCGUGGCAAGUACACAUGUGUGGCCAGUAAUGUUUUUGGCAGCACCAAUUACACAGUAACUCUCAGGGUUGUGUUCACCACUGGAGACAUGGGGAUAUAUUACAUGAUUGUUUGCCUUGUGGCCUUUACCAUUGUCUUAGUAUUGAAUAUUACUCGGCUAUGCAUGAUGAGCAGCCACUUAAAGAAGACAGAGAAAGCCAUCAAUGAGUUUUUUAGGACUGAAGGUGCUGAGAAACUGCAGAAGGCUUUUGAAAUUGCCAAGCGUAUCCCAAUAAUAACCUCUGCUAAAACGCUGGAACUAGCAAAAGUGACCCAGUUCAAAACAAUGGAGUUUGCCCGUUAUAUUGAAGAGCUGGCCAAAAGUGUGCCUCUGCCACCUUUGAUUAUGAACUGUAGAACUUUCAUGGAAGAGAUUAUGGAGGUAGUUGGCAUUGAAGAGCAACGACAUACUUUUGUUAGGCAAGCCCCUGAGAGAAGAGAUGAAGGUACUGACAGUGGAGGAUCAGAUGUUUACACUAUCCCAAACUCCUUGAAACGUAGUGAAUCCCUUACUGGAGAUUCUGAUGAUGCUUCUUUACAAGAUCACCCACAACACAUUGCCAUUAAGGUUUCUGUGCAUCCUCUGUCAGGAAAGACCAGCAGCUUGGAUACCCAGUCUGAACACAGCAUUCAGAGUGACCCCAAGGAAGUCUUGACUUUAGCAGAACCUGAAUUGCCUCCUAAUGAUCAAGUAGAGUCUGCACAGCCAGAAAAAGGCAAAAAUAGCAUUGUGUUCUAUGAAAGCCAUGUUUAAUAUUCAUUCAAUAAUUAAGAUUAGUAAAUAUCUAUGCACUCUCUAAAGUAAAAUUACAGCAAACAAAGACAUUAAACAUUUUGCUAUGAGUAAUUUGCUCCAUGGCCUUAUCAGAAAAUUCAGUUUAGAUUAAUAACCAAUCUGUGCAUUUAUAUCUAUUUAUUGAAGGCUGCCUAUAAAUGAUAGUUUACUUUUUCUUUAAACUCUGACUGGUAUACUUCUUAAUCUUUGAAGUUGUUCAUUUUUGUUUCUUUAUUUAUUUCAGUAUUUCUUAACCAUAGUUUCAUAGAAGUUAUGAAGGCAUACUGUAUAUUGGAAUUUGGUUUAACUUUGUUUCGCUUUUUAUUGUCAUACCAACCUUAUUUUUUUUUCAUAGAAUUACUUGGGGAUGGCAUGUUUUCUGUAGUAACGUGACAGUAUUUGGCUUUACUUUGGUAAAUAAUGCCCUGGUGGCCACAAAAAGAGCCAAGUGACACAAUAUCUGGUGUAUAUGUAGUGAGAGUUUCUUGUAACCAUAACUGAGGCUUUUUCUCGGUCAUUGCUCAUUUUUACAGAAAUAAACCAAUCUGUAGUCUUGA
Messenger RNA from Polypterus senegalus (gray bichir), 2427 nucleotides. It is a transcript of the gene mfap3l, whose product is annotated as microfibril associated protein 3 like. The transcript is spliced from 3 exons. Bases 722 to 1849 code for a protein of 375 amino acids. NCBI's taxonomy places the organism in Eukaryota, Metazoa, Chordata, Cladistia, Polypteriformes, Polypteridae. The record is from RefSeq and is a predicted model, not a curated record.